Prorocentrum cordatum is the source of this 1578-nucleotide messenger RNA. NCBI's taxonomy places the organism in Eukaryota, Dinophyceae, Prorocentrales, Prorocentraceae. The record is from the annotation of a GenBank genome assembly.
CAGUACCGCAUCUCAAACCCGCUCUCGGAAACGCAGCUGAAGCAGAUCGUCACCUACGUCCGUAGCCAAGCUCAACAGCCUAGUCCAGAGCCAGAGGCGGACGAACGGCGAGCAGAGGGCAACGCACACCAAGAGGACGAAUGGCAGCGAGAUGGCACGGACCCGUGGGCCAGGGACAGAGCCGCAGCCGGCUCAGCGUCCAGCAGGGCCCCCGAGCGAGCUGACCAGGAUCGCUGGUGGCAGGGCCGCUGGAAUUGGAGUGAAGCCCAGAACGACGGCAACUGGAAGUGGGACGACUCCAAGGACGGCCGCUGGAACUGGAAAGAAAAGGGUCGCGACUUCGCGGACCCUGACCCAUGGGCCGGAUGGCCAGAGUACAAGCUAUGGCGACGGAAGAUCAUGAGGUGGCGCCAGAGCACAGACGUCGGUGAGACCAAGCACGCCGAUCGUAUCCUGAAGGCGCUGCCCAUGGACCUCCAGAGAAAGCUAGAGGACAUUCCAGACGAGGUUCUCAUGUCGUGGGAAGGCGCUCAGAAGGUGAUCGACCGUCUGGACCUCCUGAGCGGAGAGCGCGUCGGAGACGAGGAGCGCAAGGCCGCGAGGGAGUGCCUCUUCUCCUUCCAGAGACGGCAAGGCGAGGGUCUGACAGAGUACGCCGCGAGAAUAGACCUGGCCUUCGACCGAGUCGGCACAUUGGGCUUGCCCGUGCCAGAAGACUGGAAGUUCAUGUUCUUGGAAGAGGGCGUGGGACUCGACGAGCGCGGCCAACAGUUGAUGAAGGUUCUCAUGGUCACGAAGGACUCGUAUCUCGACGCUCUCAAGGCCAUCCGAGAGAUGGGCGCGACGAGAAAGCAGCAUCUUGCCCACCAGAGGGCACGAACAUAUCAUACAUAUCGAAGAGCCGCGUCAUCGUGGACAUCACAAUGGACGAACAAUGAGCCCAGCUACUCCGUGGAGGACGACGAGGACGACUCGAUGGUGGACUACGACGAUGUCUCGUCUCUCAACACCGAGGGAGAGACCGAGAUAUACCUGGCCAUCGAGAACUUGAAUUUAUACGACGACGAGCUUCCGGCGGUAUUCGCCAGUUUGCAGGAGGACAGACGGAAAUUGUGGAAGCAGAACAGGGAGCUCAAGCGAAAGAUGAAGGUCGAUCGCAGGUUCUUCGACAGGACGAAGGAGACCGUCAAGGUGUCGACCUCGCGAGAGAAUAGAGGUCAUAGAGGAGCAGAUGGCACUUUCCGUCAGAGAAAGACUAGGCUUCCGCUCUUAGAGCUCAUCAAGAAGACCAGGUGCAGGAAGUGCAACGAGAAGGGCCACUGGGCGCGUGAGUGUCCCAAGCGGAAUGGCCAGAGUCUCAGUGCCAGUGCAGCCGCAGGAGGGGUCCCGAACGUCGCGGGCUUCGUCUUCGCGAACGUACUGGAUCCUGUCGUGUCGGAGACGGAGCAGAUCGAGAGGGACCAGGCCGCGCAGGCGAUGGUGCUGCUCACGGUGGGGGCCGGCGAGGCAGUGGUGGGCACCGCCGCCGGCCAGGGCCUGAUUGGGGCCCAGGCACUCGAGCGGCACUCCCAGAGCUGA